Paraphaeosphaeria sporulosa is the source of this 1490-nucleotide messenger RNA. RefSeq lists its product as uncharacterized. The transcript has 3 exons. NCBI's taxonomy places the organism in Eukaryota, Fungi, Ascomycota, Dothideomycetes, Pleosporales, Didymosphaeriaceae. The record is from RefSeq and is a predicted model, not a curated record. The coding region runs from base 180 to 1214 and encodes 344 amino acids.
GAAAGCGCAAGGGCGUGCCUGCUGCUCCACCGGUACGCGUCAUUGGUCUGGCCGUUUGGUGUCCGCACGGUGCUAGUGAACCACGAGCGUCAGUUCACAUUGAUGCGGGAAUGCAAUUGCGCGUCUGCCUCCAAAUGAUCUUUACUUUUUCAAAACUCAACGUUGUCCCAAUGUGAAUCAUGUCCUUCCACAGGCGUCUCCCGGGAAGAACCGCAGCCCUUGCUCUACUGAGCUGGCUUGUCGUAGCGCUAGUGUUACAUCUCAGGGCAGAACGACAGCUCUCGACACACGACCGGUCCCACACUGGAAUAAAAAGCCCACCUCCGCCCGGUGCCGCCAUCGCAGAACCAAAAAGCAGCGAUACGGCAAGUGCGUUCCAAAAGGGUGCUGGAGAAAGCAUUCGACGCACUGCCAUAGUCGUCGCGAAAACGGCAUUCGAAAACGCGACGUGGCUCGACGACUACUUCCCGCAAUGGGAGAAGAACAUCUACAGCGUGGAGGACGGGGAGACGAUGAUGAAGAUUCCCAAGAACAAAGGCAGAGAAAGCAUGGUGUACUUGAGCUAUAUCAUAGACAAGUACGACCGACUGCCCGAUAACGUCCUCUUCUUGCACCCGAAUCGCUACCAGUGGCACAACGAUGACCCCGAUUACGAUGGAGUUCCUAUGCUGCGACACUUCCAGAUGCCCUACCUAGAGCAGGAAGGUUACGUCAACAUCCGUUGCGCCUGGUCUCUAGGUUGCCCGGACGAAAUCAAACCGUUCGCAGAAGAAGGGGAGCGUAGGGCUCAAGUCCACGCUGGUGGUGACUACAAAAAAGCUUUCCAGGUGCUCUUUCCCGGAGUAGACGUACCCCAGUACGUGGGCGUGAGCUGCUGUGCGCAGUUUGCAGCCACGAAAGAGAAGAUAAGAGAGAGGAAGAAAAGCGACUACCAGCGGUACAGGAAGUGGCUGGUAGAGACGGACCUGGAAGACAGCAUUUCGGGUAGGAUCAUGGAGUAUAGCUGGCACAUAAUAUUCGGUAAAGACCCGGUCCAUUGUCCUCCGGUGCAAGUCUGCUAUUGUAAAGUAUUUGGGCUGUGCAGCCUCCAGUGCGAAGAGCAGGGAAGCUGCGGGGAUCGAUACACGCUCCCACCGUUUGCGACGCUUCCGGAAGGAUGGCCGUAUAUUGGCUGGGACCAAGAAGAUCGAGAACGGGCUGGUCCAGAAGACUAAUUGAAAUGGAGGGCUUAGUUGGCAUGCGUCUGUGUGCCUAAGGCAUGGCGACCGUACGUAAAUCGGUACCCACGAUCGAAUCAUGUAUACCCGCGUACCGCCUCCGGGAUCACAGCACAUAUCUCGUAUCACUUUUGAUGCUGCGGUGUCUUCCGUCUGCACUCCGCCCCACGUUACGCACGUAUACGAGAGGAUUACAAGACUCGACUAUCGUACUGCAUGUACAUGCAGGCUUCGAGAUUGUGCUGCAGCGGAACUGUUUCCCCACCUUCCGCU